Messenger RNA from Hypomesus transpacificus, 3005 nucleotides. RefSeq names its product notum pectinacetylesterase 2 (gene notum2). The transcript is spliced from 12 exons. Gene Ontology annotation, molecular function: hydrolase activity. The coding region runs from base 232 to 1758 and encodes 508 amino acids. Lineage: Eukaryota; Metazoa; Chordata; Actinopteri; Osmeriformes; Osmeridae. The record is from RefSeq and is a predicted model, not a curated record.
CGGCAAACUGGCAGCAGCUCAAAGAGAAUACGAGGAAAUAUGAUCCAUAUGAUGGUACUAUAAAGGCUACCACCAACCUCAAGCCUUCACUGAAGACCUGGUCAUCAACGCCACCAUCACCUACAAUUGUCUCCUUUGUCCUCAGCAGUGCCAUUCCUCCUCUCGACCUCGGCAUCCUUCCUCGACUGCAACCCUCUUCCAGGCGGAUAUCGGAAAGUGGCUGGCUUGGCUAUGAAGUUACUGGGCCAUCUGACUCUGAUGCUUCUGCUAGGAGGAAUCUGUUGCCAGAAUAACCGCAAUGCCAAACCCAGUGGCAAAUCAUCCAAGAAGUCUGGAAACCAGGGGAGUGAGAGCGUUCAUCAUGCCCCAGAAGAUGAGUCUCAUUCUGGGCCUGGAGGGUCAACAGAGUCAGGCAAGGAGGGGAGCUCUGCGGCUCGGACGGCCAAUCAGCAGUCAGGUUCUGGGAACAAGGCCACGGAUGAUAUGAAGCUGCACUUCCUCAAGAAUUCCCAGGUGACUUGCAACGACGGCUCCGCUGCCGGGUUUUACCUAAAGGAGUUCAAAGGCAGCAAGCGAUGGCUGAUAUUUCUGGAAGGGGGUUGGUGCUGCUACAACAAAGAGACCUGUGAGACCAGGUACAUAAAUAUCCCCCGGCUCAUGAGCUCAUCCGACUGGUCCCUGACACGCAAAGGAACUGGGAUAUUGUCCACCCAGGCAGAGGAAAACCCUCACUGGUAUAACACUAACAUUGUAUUGAUUCCCUACUGCUCCAGUGAUGUAUGGAGUGGUACGGGGCCAACGCCUGUCAAGGCAGGAAAGGGAAAAGAGAAAGAGAAGGAAAAGGAGAAAGACACAGAUGCAACCGAGUACACCUUCAUGGGUUCCCAUAUCAUUCGUGAAGUCAUCAAAGACCUCGUCCCUAAAGGGAUAAAGCAGGCAAAGGUUGUCAUGCUGGCAGGGACGAGUGCCGGAGGAACAGGAGUCCUGCUGAACAUUGAGAGGGUGUCCAGCCAGCUGGCACAGUUGGGUGCAGAGGCUCAAGUUCGAGGAUUGGUGGACUCUGGCUGGUUCCUGGAGAGUAAGCAACAAAGGGCACCCGACUGCCCUGACAGUGUCUCCUGCUCCCCUGUAGACGCUAUCAAAAAAGGCCUGCGGCUGUGGAAUGGCGUUGUGCCUGAGGCGUGUCGGCAGCAGUACAAGAAAGGGGAGGAGUGGCAGUGUUUCUUCGGCCACAAGCUCUACUCCACUUUGACCUCUCCUCUGUUCGUGGUGCAGUGGUUGUUUGAUGAGGAGCAGCUGAGGGUUGAGAAUAUCUACCUGGGAGGCCAGACUCUGUCAGGACAGCAGUGGACUUACAUGCAGAACCUGGGCAAGGAGCUCAAGAGCUCCCUCAAAGAUGUGACAGCUGUCUUUGCCCCCUCAUGCCUCUCCCACACAUUGAUCACUAAAAGUAACUGGAUGAGUUUCCAAGUCAAAGGCACUUCGCUCCCCCGGGCGCUACAGUGCUGGGACAAGAGUCUCCAGGAGGCCAACCGAAACAGCAAGACGCCCCUGAAGGGCUGCCCCUUCCACCUGGUGGACGCCUGCCAGUGGCCCCAGUGCAACCCCACCUGCCCCACCCUGAUGGACCAGGCCACCCAGCAGGAGCUCACCCUCUUCCAGAUGCUAGUCGGCAUGGGCCUGGACCUCCAAAAACUCGGCCUCGACCCCAAGAAAGACGGAGCCAUCUUGACUAGCAUGGUCAGCAACGGUGGCUAAAAGAGAAGCAAAAAACGAGAGCGGAAAAAGCGAGAGCCGUUUUUGAGGGCUUUUUAGUGAGAGAAAACUGUUAUUUUUGAGUUGUGACGUAACCAUAACAAGGUACAGAAUCUGGUUACUUCUUCUUGUGCCGCUCAGCAUUCCAUUGUGCUCCAUUGUUCUUACCUUGGCGACCUGACUGGUGGGUAUGUCACUGGGCAAUGUGUCUGUUCAGUUUGUCUCCUGGCGCUCUCUUGUGGGCAGUUGAAGGAGUCGCUCCAAUAUCAAAAUCGGGAUAUGUGAGCCUCGGGUUCUACACAGAGAACAAUGAGUGUUGAGAACGUUGAUAGAUACCAGAUACCAUACCUGCAACACACUUUCAUCUGAAUAACACAAAGUAUAAUUUUACCACAUGAUUUGUGGUGAGGUUUUUUUACAAACACCUUUACUGAUUGGAGGAUAUAAAUCAAUUUUACAAUCGAAUUUCCAUCUUUUGUAACUGAAUUGGUCUUCGAAAUGGCCGGGGUUGUAUAAUUGAACGUAGACUGGAGAAACAUAUGAAGAGAUUGAGAGAGUAUAAUAUCCAUUUUCAGGAAGUACUGUACUUUGGAAGUAGACAAGAAAGAAAGGACAGAUAAAACACAGUGUGGAAAUGUAAAAAAAAAUCUCACCCAUUUCACAGACUCUACCGUUGCAAUUUACUCUGCAAUUUAUGGAAUUAUUUAAAUCCUGUAUUUCCUAUACAACCCAUUACUGCCGCAACAUAACAUGCCUGCAUGUGAGGCAGGGCUGUUUGAAUUUUUCAAAAACGAAGGCCAAUAUUUUUAAAUGGCCUCAAGGCCGUAGAACUUUCUGCAUUUGCUUGAGUAUUGUUUUGAAGUGUGUGAGAUCUGAAUUGGUGGCUGUGUAAGCCCAUUUGACAUGUGAUGUAUUUUCUUUUCAAACGCUGAGGUAAUCACCUCUUAGCUACAUACUGUAUGUGCUAUGUACUGUAUCCACCCUAUAGUAUGGUUGUAAGACACAAUAUAUAUAGCUAUUGUAUGACAUCACAUUAAUAUUUGCUACCGUUUUCAAGUCUUCUGACUCAGAUAUUUUAAAGAGGCUUUCUGAUCGUAAUCAGUCUAACGCUGUCGGAAACAACAGAAAACGUGUAUGUAUUAAUAAUAGAAACUGUAUUUACCAUGUAAACUGUAACUUUACACACACACCAAAUUGUUGACGUUGGAUUGAGUUGUAUAUUCAACACACUGAAUAAAAGUUUUGGAUUA